Molecule: messenger RNA, 1234 nt
Organism: Archocentrus centrarchus (flier cichlid)
Lineage: Eukaryota; Metazoa; Chordata; Actinopteri; Cichliformes; Cichlidae
Product: OX-2 membrane glycoprotein-like
Exons: 7
Coding region: 170-1033 (287 amino acids)
Biological process (GO): negative regulation of neuroinflammatory response; heterotypic cell-cell adhesion
Cellular component (GO): axon; cell surface; neuronal cell body
Molecular function (GO): cell-cell adhesion mediator activity
Source: RefSeq, a predicted model, not a curated record
CAUUACUUUUUGAAUAGUAUACUCUUAUCAUAAUGUUCACAUAUAUUUGUUAUCUUUGGAUUUUUAGCUUAGUUGUUAGAUGUUUGUAGGGCUCGGCAACUGACCGUUUACCUGGAGUAGUAAAAUCGUGGACCUGCAGAGCCAGACAAAGAGAAUCAGUUUGAAUGAAAUGUCAGCGCUUGGAGUUUCACAUUAUGUUAUCGCCGUUUUUAUUUCUGGAGUCUUUGACAAAGCUCUAACAGCAGUGAUCCAAACACAGCAGACUGUGCUGGCAGCAGUGGGAGAAGAUGCUGAAUUCAGCUGUCAGCUCUUGGAGACUAAAGACGUCCUUCAGGUCACAUGGCAGAAAAUCUCACCUGCUGUGGAGGCGAAUGUUGCCACCUACAACAAGUACUUUGGUCAGAGAGUGAAUGCUGGAUUUACAGAUAAAUUUGAGUUUAAACAUACUGGACUUAAGAACUGCUCCAUAGUCAUCAGGAAUGUGACGGAGCAGGAUGAAGGCUGCUAUCACUGUCUGUUUAACACUUAUCCUGAAGGCUCCUUCACUGGUAAACCCUGCCUCCAAGUCUAUGAGCUGCAUGAACCUGUUCUUGAUGUCAGAGAGUCAAACUCUCCUGCAGAGUGGGUUGUUUCCUGUUCAGCCACUGGUCGACCUGCUCCCACUGUGACACUCAGUGUCUCACAACAGCACCUCAGCUUCUCCCAGUACAACACUGUCAGUGUGUCCAACACCAACGCUACAUUCACUGUCACCACUACAGCUGUGCUCUCAGGUUCACGGAGAAACAGCACACAGGUGGGAUGUGCAGCACGAGUGCUCUCUGCUCCUCAGAUAGAGGUCAUUCAGGUCAUUCCUGAGGAUGACGGUUUGUCUGGGAAACCAGGAUCUAAUCCCAGAAGUUUAGGAAUCAGGAUUUCAGUCAUUUUGUCUUCUAUGUUGUCUGUCUGUGUUGCUGCGCUCAUCUUUGUCAGGCACAGACAGAAAUCUCAGAGCAGUCUGACUCACAGGGAGCUCCAGAUGAAUGAUAUGUGACACUAGAAACACUUAGGAGACUAAAACACCUUCAACCGAACGAGGUGACAAUCAUUUCAAAAGCAGACACCUCCUCAGAGACAUCAACCACACCAUGACCCACAAUUUUCACCUUCACCAGCAACAAAACUCAUUUUUGUCCAACGUUGGCUUCUUUUUUUUUUUUUUCAAGUGCCUUUCCUGAACAAAAUGGUGCUAAAA